AAUAAUGGGAAUAAUCAGAAUAAUGGGAAUAAUCAGAGUAAUGAGAAUAAUCUGAAUAAUCUGAAUAAUUGUUCUGUGUGACAUUGCCAGGGCCCUGCUGCUGCUCCCAGGGAAAAAUGGGAAUAACCAGAAUAAUCAGAAUAAUGGGAAUAACCAGAACAAUCUGAAUAAUGGGAAUAACCAGAAUAAUGGGAAUAACCAGAAUAAUGGGAAUAACCAGAAUAAUCUGAAUAAUGGGAAUAACCAGAAUAAUGGGAAUAACCAGAAUAACCAGAAUAAUGGGAAUAACCAGAAUAACCAGAAUAAUGGGAAUAACCAGAAUAAUGGGAAUAACCAGAAUAAUGGGAAUAACCAGAAUAAUCUGAAUAAUGGGAAUAACCAGAAUAAUGGGAAUAACCAGAAAAACCAGAACAAUGGGAAUAACCAGAACAAUGGGAAUAACCAGAACAAUGGGAAUAACCAGAAUAAUCUGAAUAAUGGGAAUAACCAGAAUAAUGGGAAUAACCAGAAUAACCAGAAUAAUGGGAAUAACCAGAAUAAUGGGAAUAACCAGAAUAAUGGGAAUAACCAGACCCAUCGCUCUGUGUUUGUGGAGAUAAUCCCAGCCUUAGUGACACCAUUUCAUUUGGCAAUUUUCCUUCCAGGCCUGUCUUUCUCAAUGGUUUUUUUUAGCAGAAAGUUGCGUUUUGCAUUCCUGAGCCCUGCGGCUCCAUUUCUAUUUCUGGGGGUUAUUUUUGGCAGGAUAAAUCUGAUAUUGUGACCUCCAUUCCUUGACUGCAGGGCAGGGGUAAUUCUGCACCUGUGGUUUCCUUCACCUUUCACCCAAAAAAAGGGAAUUUUGCAACUUCUCCAGGCCUGGCAGAUAAGGGGGAGUGAGAAGGGGAGGCAGUGACUGCAGGUCGUUGGGAAUAAUCAGAAUUGAUUGGAAACAAUUAGAAAUAAUUAAUAAUAAUUAGAAAUAAUUAAUAAUGACGACGGAUGGUCUCUGCUGCCGGUGCCUGUGGGGUUUCUGUUGGCUUGGGGUGGGUGAGGGAGCUUUCCCAGCAGUGCUGUUCAGGUUGUGGGGUGGUGUAUCCCAUUAAAUCCCCCCUGAGGUCCCAAAACACCCUCAGGGCUUGGGAAUCCCUGGGUUUGGGGUUCCCCAAAUUUCCCAGAGUUUUGGGAAGCCAGGAGGAGCUUUGGGGGGACAACAAAACCGAGGGAGGCAAUUCCCAGGGGCCUGGAGGGGCAGGGAAGGGGAAAGGGGAACGUGGAGUUGGGAAACUGGGCAGGAAUUCUGGCUGUGGGGAGGGAUUUGGGGAUGAAGGAAUUUUGGGGGCAGGGGAAUUUUGGGGGUGAGGGAAUUCCCAGAGGAGCCGUGGCCGCCCCAUCCCUGAAGUGCCCAAGGCUGGGCUGGAGCAGCUCGAGGAUGAGAUGAUCCUGAAAGUCCUCCCUAAAAGCAUCAUUAAUUCUGGGAUAAUGAACUGGGAAGGAAUUCUGGCUGUGGGGAGGAGUUUUGGUGGGAAUGGAAUUCCCAGAGGAAUCCCAAGGCCAGGGCAGGGCAGCUCGAGGUGGUGGAAGUGUGGGGUGGGAUGAGAUGAUCCUAAAAGCCCUCCCCGACCCAAAGCAUCGUUAAUUCUGGGCUAAUUGAAGUUCUCCAGGUGUGCUUUCCCCACUUUGGAGCGAGGAUGGGGCUCCUUCAUCCCGAACUGGUCAGGCAGGGCUGAGCUUUGUGUUUGCAGUCUGCUGCCAGGCCUGGGGAAUGAGGCCUGCUGUUGGUUUGUGAGGGGAGGAGCAGGCCAGCACGUCUGAGAGGUGCUGGCAGGCAUGGAGCACCGAGACUGUCAAAAAAAGGGGAAAAGAGGCUGGAAAUGGUUUUUGAUCCCCACGUAAGCGAAAUGUUGUGCCCAAGGUUCCACGGGCAGCAGGGGAAGUGCUGGGGGCAAGAAGUGCCUGAACUCAGGAAUUCUCAUUUCCUAAUCAAACACCCCUUGGAGGGUUUAACCUUCCACACUGGGGCUGUUGGAGCAGCUCAGUGGCUCAGAAAAGUGAAUUUUGUCCUUGCAGAGCCCCUCUGUCAGCAGCUCCAGGGUUUUCACAGCAGCAGUUCCAGCCCUGGAGAUUCCAGGCUGGAAAAGCUGCAGCAUAAAAGGCAGAACUAUCAGAAAGUCAGAGCUAAAAAAGAGAAUUAUUCCAUUUAAAUAGAAUAGUUCCUUCAUCCACGCUCUGCGGCCGAGGUCAGGCUGACCUUUCCUCCUGCAGGUCGGGUUUGGGGCAUCUCAGAGCAGGAGAAACCUGUGCAAACCCCCUGGGAGGAAAGGCAGUCCUGGGAGGGAGCAGAUCCACCCAGAGCGGCCUUGGUGGCACGUGUGAGGCACCGGAUCCCUCUCUUCCCAAAAUAACCUCCCCUCGCUCCUGCCAGCCCUGCGGACUCAUUCCUGGCACUAUUUUUUCCCCUUUUUCCAGAGGGUUUUAAAUUUCCACCUCCCUUCUCCAGUGUUGUUGUUCAGCAGUCCCAGGGAGACACCAAAAUGCUCUCUGGGAGAGAGCAGGAUCUGCUCCUUUUCCCUGGAAUUAUGGAUAUUUUAAAUUUCCACCUCCCUUCUCCAGUGUUGUUGUUCAGCAGUCCCAAGGAGACACCAAAAUUCACACUGAGAGGGGGCAGGAUCUGCUCCUUUUCCCUGGAAUUAUGGAUCUUUUGGUGUUUUAUUGCAGCUGAGUUCUUUGUGGGGUGAGAAGGGUUGACAGGAGUGGCUCAGUUUUUAUCUGGCACCCCCUAAAAAUCCAUUUCCACCUUGGAGGAAGGGAAAGGAUCCUGGAAAUGCCCUUUUCCAGGGAACUGGGAGAGGGAUUUCCUGCUGAAAGUGGCCCUGGGGGUGGGUCACUCCCCCUGCCCGUGCUGUAUCACCAGGAUAUUUCCCAUUUUUGACAUUUUCCCUUUGGUUUUUGGGUUGCGUUUAGGAGCUGGAGCUCUCCUGGCCCCGGGCAAGUGUGACUGGUAUGGGUAAUGGUGUGAGAGAAGGUGCAGUGGAAUUCCAGAGGGAUGUGGAGCCCGUCCCAGCCCGCAUUCCUGCCGAGGAUAACCAGGAGAAGAAGAAGGUGCUGAACUCCCUGAUGUCUGGGGCUCUGGCUGGGGCUGUGGCUAAAACUGCAGUGGCUCCUCUGGACAGGACAAAAAUCAUGUUCCAAGUGUCUUCAAAAAGAUUUUCUGCCAAGGAAGCGUACAAGCUGAUCUAUCACACCUACCUCAACGAGGGCUUCUGGAGCCUCUGGAGAGGGAACUCGGCCACCAUGGUGCGGGUGAUCCCCUACGCCGCCAUCCAGUUCUGCGCCCACGAGGAGUACAAGCAGAUCCUGGGCAACUACUACGGAUUCCAGGGAAAGGCACUGACACCUUUCCCUCGCUUCAUCGCCGGCUCCCUGGCUGGCACCACGGCUGCCAUGCUCACCUACCCCCUGGACAUGGUCCGUGCCCGCAUGGCUGUCACGCCCAAGGAGAUGUACAGCAGCAUUGUCCACGUCUUCAUCCGGAUAUCCCGCGAGGAGGGGCUGAAAACCUUGUACAGGGGCUUCACACCCACCAUCCUGGGCGUCAUCCCCUACGCCGGCCUCAGCUUCUUCACCUAUGAGACGCUGAAGAAGGUGCAUGCAGGACAUCGUCAGGGAGGAGGGACUCGUCAGGGGCUUGUACAAAGGGCUCAGCAUGAACUGGGUGAAAGGCCCCAUCGCCGUGGGGAUCAGCUUCACCACUUUCGACCUGACGCAGAUCCUGCUCCGCAAGCUGCAGCACGGCCCCGGCCUCGAGAGGUAGUGGCUUUGUGUGCAAAGAGCAGCUCCUUCUUCCUGGCCUCCCACGUGCUCCUGCAGCUGGGAACUCGCCCGUUUGUUGGGUUUUUUUUUUUUCCUGUUGUUCCCGGAUUGGUUUUUUUCCUCCUUUUUAAUUUGGAAGCCUAACUGUUCCCUAAGUGAAAAAUUCCCAAUCGUGCAGAGCUGAGUCCUCAGAGCAGCUGCUGCCUCAGCCUUGUGACGGACUCUGCCCCCAGGAGUGGAGCCUCCCCACCCCACCUGUGCUGCUCCUGGCUCCUCCCCUGGCUCUCCGUGGGCAGAUGGAAGAGGGGGCUUGGAGCUGUUGGGAAUGACGCCCUGGAUCUGGGAAGGGGCAGUUCUGUAGCUCCCUGCAUUCUGCCAAGUGCAAUAUCCCAGUGUAGUCUGUAGGGAAUUCCAGAUUCCCCUGGGCUGUGAAGGCAGGACACUACACUUGUUCCGAAAGCUGAAUGUUUCCUCUGGCUGGGAAUGCUGCCCCUUUUCCGUGGAUUUCCUUGCUUUUGGGUGGAGCUGCAUCAAUGUCCCUCGUUUGUGGUGUCCCUCUGAGAUUACCAAAGACUGGAGGCAGCAGAGGAGGGGAGUUCUGAGCCCUUUCAUGAAGGAGUUUUCCUCUGUGUGCUGUCGGCGUCGCCGAGCAAGGGCUGUGCCUGGAUUCCCAAACUGAUCCACUCCAGCUGCAUCCGUGCUUCCCUUGUGCUGCCUGCCCUGGAGAGGCAGCGUUUUCCAGGGCUGCAGGCGCCGAGGGAGGAGCUGUUCCACCCUCCCAAACCCCUCGUUUCAUUCAGUGUUACCUCUGCUCUGUGCGCCGUGGCAGAACAAACCCUGCUGCAGCCCAGAGCGGCUGUCCCUGGGAGCUGAGCUGGGCGUCCUGGCUGUCCCCUCUGGUACCUGCUGUGUAGGUCCUGUCACUCUGUUCACUGACUCACCCCUCUGCUGUUGAGCCCUAAAAUCCCCCUUGGAACUGAGCCCUUGUGGGCACCACAGCGCUGACCCUGCAGUGCCAGUCACUUCCAGCUGGGAUUCCACAGCCAGCGCUCGAGGGUCUCUGUGUUCCCCUUUCCAAUCAGUUUUCAGGGAAAUGGAGAUUUUUUUGGUGGGUGAUCCAUCCCUUCUGUUAAUUCAGAAGUCAGAGCAGACUUCAGACUCCUCUGAUGAUAGAUUACACGAACCAAGGUGGAAAAAAUCCCUUUCCAGAGAGUCCAUAAUGUAAGAAAAACCCCAAGAUUUACCUUCAAACCUGUCCUUUCCUGGUUGUUCUGUGCUUUAGCUGUUGUGGCUGGAGGGGAUGAGUGGGAAUGGAAGGAAUUGCACAAGGGGGCAGGAGCAGCCUUCUCCUUUCUUUUUUGUCUUUGCACUUCUUCGGAGCACCAAGCUGCUCCUGAUGCCAAAUAUUUCCUUAGGAAUCAGGGCAUGUGGCAGUGGCACUGCAGUGUUGGCACAAGAUUGUCCCCAGCACCGGCCUGGGGCAGCCUGGAGCUGGGAUUAACCUCAGCAGUUCUGCCCCGAGCCCAGCAGGGACACAUUCCCUGCUUUACCUGGGAACUGAAGACCCUGGGGUGUGGGGAGGUGGUGGCCACGGAUUCUGUGUCGUUUUUUGGGCUGUGGAAAUGUCCCAGCUCUGCUUUCCCCUCGCUCAGCCCCCAUUCUUUUCUCCAAUGGAGAAGCCACUUACCCUGCUCUAGUCCUGGUCCAGAGGGAGGAAUUCCCAGCACUGUCCCUUCCUGUCCCCUCCCAGCUGGGAAAAGCAGGAAUUCCAGGAGCCUGGGGGUGCUGACAAGUUUUUCUUUUAAUUAGCAGCUGCACCUGAUUUAAAUUCAGAAUUUCAGCCAAUUUCCCCACAAGUUUUGCAGGCUGGGUGUUCGUCCAGGGGCAGAUCCUUGGGUUCAGCCUCUGAUGGUUUUGGUGCUUUUGUUUCUCAGAGUGUGUUGCUGCUUUGGGUUGGUUUAAAAAGCUUUUUUUUUUUUCUCUUCCCUUUUUUUUGAAUGUAGAAAAGGGGAAACAGAGUGUUCCCUUCCCUUCUCUUCUUCCCUGCAUGGAUUCACACACGUUCCAGAUUUUUUCUGAGGUGUGCUGGCCAGAAGAGCUCUGAGAAAGGAAACAACUCAAAAGAGGAGUUUUUCCCUUUUUGUUUUUUCCUUUUUUUCCUUCCUGCAAUUCCCUAAUUUUUCAUUUUAUCCAAUUGAAUUCCCCACUCCUCUUUCUCACAGAUCCUUAAAGCAUCACCACCAAAUUUGUGCUUUUUGUUUUCCUUUUCCUCUCCCUCCUCCUGCUUCUCCCUGCACCUUGAGCCCCGCACUGGCACUUCGAGAAAACCAGGUCCAAAAAAACCGCACCCAAAACGUCAAAAUUGCAGCUUUUUAGCAUUUUCCAACAGCCCAAGCAGUGUUCCCUCACAGCCUGGAUGCUGCAGGAACUUCAGGCACCAGGGGAAGGUUCUGGGGAACUUUCCUGAGCUCCUUGGCUGGUUUGGCAUCUUCACUUUGUACCUUCUAGGGGCUGAUUUCCCCCUUUUAUUCUCCUUUUUUUUUUCCCUUUUUCCCUCCUUCUUUUCCCUUUUUCCCCUUCCCCCCCUUUUCUUCCCCCCCUUUUCUUCCCCCCCUUUUCUUCCCCCCCUUUUCUUCCCCCCCUUUUCUUCCCCCCCCUUUUCUUCCCCCCCUUUUCUUUCCCCCCUUUUCUUUCCCCCCUUUUCUUUUUCCCCUUUUCUUUUCCCUGUUCUCCCCCCCCAGUUUUCCCCUUUUCCUCCCAUUUUCCCCUUUUUCCUUUCCCCCACUUUUCCCUUUUUCCUUCCCCCUCUUCCUUUCCUCUUUACUUUUCUCCCUUUUCCCUCUCCCUUUUCCCUCUCCCUUUUCCCUUCCCCUUUUCCCUCUCCUUUUUCCCUCUUUCCCCCCUCCUUUCCCCCUUUUUCCCCACAUUUUCCCCAAAAUCACCACGAGCUGCAGGGUGUCCCAGCACCGGUCACUGCCCGUGUGGUCUAUGCAUCUCUUAAUUAGCACAAACACUGUUAAUUGCCUUCCCCGUGCCCUCUCCAUCGAUGUGUGCGUGUCGAUUUUGACGGCUUUUCUUGGAUCUGGAUUCUAUUUUAUUGCAGUGAAGACACUUUGUUAUAUAAUGUUUAUAUAUUUGAAGAUUUGUGCCAAGAGAGGAUGUAUAUUUAAUAAAAAACGUGAUUGAC
Molecule: messenger RNA, 6976 nt
Organism: Passer domesticus (house sparrow)
Lineage: Eukaryota; Metazoa; Chordata; Aves; Passeriformes; Passeridae
Gene: SLC25A42
Product: solute carrier family 25 member 42
Exons: 7
Coding region: 2980-3933 (317 amino acids)
Biological process (GO): transmembrane transport
Cellular component (GO): mitochondrial inner membrane
Source: RefSeq, a predicted model, not a curated record